AUGGAUGUUGUUUUAGGCUCCCAGUGGGGAGACGAGGGAAAGGGAAAGCUGGUUGAUGUGCUUUGUGACGAUGUUGAAGUUUGUGCACGUUGCCAGGGUGGAAACAAUGCUGGUCAUACUAUUGUCGUUGGAAAAGUCAAGUACGACUUCCACAUGCUGCCUUCUGGUCUGGUUAACCCCAACUGUUUGAAUCUGGUUGGAUCCGGUGUGGUUAUUCAUGUUCCAUCUUUUUUUGAGGAGCUCGAGAAUCUCGAGAAGAAGGGCUUGGACUGUCGUUCGCGUCUGUUCGUCUCUUCCAGAGCUCAUCUUGUGUUUGAUUUUCAUCAGAGAACUGAUAAGCUCAAGGAGGCAGAGCUUAGCGAGAACAAGAAGUCGAUUGGAACCACCGGAAAAGGUAUUGGUCCAACGUAUUCUACUAAGGCCUCUCGUUCGGGAAUCCGUGUUCACCAUUUGGUGAGCGAUGAGCCUGAAUCGUGGGCUGAAUUUGAGGCUCGCUUGAGAAGACUUGUGGACACCAGAAUGAAGAGAUAUGGCGAGUUUGAAUAUGAUUUUGAAGAUGAGUUGGCUCGUUACAAGGAGUACCGCUCUUUGCUCAAGCCGUUUGUUGUUGACUCUGUCGACUUCAUGCACGACGCAAUUGCCAAGAAUAAGAAGAUUCUGGUCGAGGGAGCGAAUGCUCUCAUGCUUGACAUUGAUUUCGGUACGUACCCUUAUGUGACGUCUUCAAACACUGGUAUUGGAGGUGUUCUGACUGGUCUUGGUGUUCCUCCAAAGGCAAUUCGCAACAUUUACGGUGUCGUCAAAGCAUACACCACUAGAGUGGGCGAGGGCCCCUUCCCCACUGAGCAGCUUAACGAUGAUGGUGACAAGUUGCAAACAAUUGGAGCCGAGUAUGGUGUCACUACCGGCAGAAAGAGACGUUGUGGAUGGUUGGAUCUCGUGGUGCUCAAGUACUCUACUCUGAUCAACGGCUACACCAGUCUUAACAUCACCAAGUUGGAUGUUUUGGACACCUUCAAGGAGAUCAAGGUUGGUAUUUCGUACUCCCUUCACGGUAAGAAGUUGUCGUCUUUCCCAGAAGACCUCAAUGCUCUUGCCAAGGUUGAGGUAGAGUAUGUCACUCUUCCAGGUUGGGACGAGGAUAUCACAUCCAUUACUUCCUACGAAGAUUUGCCCGAGAACGCGAAGAAGUAUCUCAAAUUCAUUGAGGACUUCGUCAAUGUGCCCAUCGAGUGGGUUGGAACCGGACCUGCCAGGUCCUCGAUGUUGACUAAGAAGAUCUAA
Kuraishia capsulata CBS 1993 is the source of this 1284-nucleotide messenger RNA. RefSeq lists its product as uncharacterized. Gene Ontology annotation, biological process: IMP metabolic process; 'de novo' AMP biosynthetic process. NCBI's taxonomy places the organism in Eukaryota, Fungi, Ascomycota, Pichiomycetes, Pichiales, Pichiaceae. The transcript has a single exon. The coding region runs from base 1 to 1284 and encodes 427 amino acids. The record is from RefSeq and is a predicted model, not a curated record. Gene Ontology annotation, molecular function: adenylosuccinate synthase activity; GTP binding. Gene Ontology annotation, cellular component: cytoplasm.